Molecule: messenger RNA, 1165 nt
Organism: Dicrocoelium dendriticum
Lineage: Eukaryota; Metazoa; Platyhelminthes; Trematoda; Plagiorchiida; Dicrocoeliidae
Source: the annotation of a GenBank genome assembly
CGUGCAUUGGUGCUAUUCGCAGUUUCUAGACCUUUUGGCGCACUAGGGUGCACUGUGCUUGGCGAUCGUGAAUUUCCUUGUCCAUUUACGUAUACUUUGUCACUCGCUGCUUUUGCCUAACGUUGCUCAUGCAUUGUUAAGCGAUGGAAAAUGUGAGCGCCUUUAAUGUUGAGCUGAACUCCUUAAGAGAGACUCCUCUUCCCGUAUCUCGUAAAAAGAUGGCAUCUAUUACACGUGCUGCAUUCAAGGCUUUGAAAUUUUACAAGCACGUGGUUCAGAGCGUUGAAAAGUUUAUCAUCCGGUGCCCACCUGAACUGAAAGUUCCCGGUCUUUAUGUGAUCGAUGCCAUCGUCCGACAGUCUCAGUCUUUUUACCAUGAGAAAGAUGUUUACGGUCCACGCUUCAUGCGUAACAUUGUGACCGUUUUUCUUUCAAUUACUCAGUGUGAUGAAAAGGAUAAGCCGAUGGUUCAGCGUGUACUACACUUGUGGCAGCGUGGCACUGUGUUUCCGAAUCAAGUCAUCCAAGCCUUACAGAAUGUCUUUAACGAUCCAGAGAACCCGAGCGUUGUCAAAGAUGCUUGUUCUGUCAUUGAUGCUGUUAACAGGACCGUAGCAUCCUCCAAAAUUUUGACUUCAGGCGAAUUGGGACAAGUUGCUCAAACUAAGGAUCACACAUCACUAAGUUCCGAGUUGCAUGAUGGUAAAUCUUCAAAAGAGGACCCCUUACACUUACGUGAGAGACCAUUGUCUACUUCCGAGGCCCAAUUGCUGCAGUUGCAAAUGAUGCAGCAGAAGAUCGCAGAACAAUCCUCUUUGUUAAAUCAGGCUCGGAUGAUUGACCCUGAGGUUCGCUCCCAGCUACAGACUUUGAUGGCUCAGCUUAAUCAGCGCAGGGAGGAGGCGAUGGCCCAGCUCGCAGAGGGUAAAACAGAAGAUGAAGUCAGUCUCCGAUAUAUUUUGACCUCUACUCUGAAUGCAUAUCAUUGUCAGCUCCAACCUUAACCUUAUAUUUUAUUUUUCUACCAUGUUCGCAUUUAGCUUAAUUGCACGAGUACCAGACCUUUUGCAGCUGUUACUGUACUGUUGUACUUCCAAAAGUGAGCUGUAACUUUUGUUCUAUUCCUUGGAUUCAAGGCUUGGGAGUCUUGAGCUUUGAGUGCGAC